UUUAAUAGAAAAGGAUGGAUGAAUACGAAGCCCAGUUGCUGGUGGUUAAGCAGGCGCUGCUUGUAACAUCCGACGAGCAGCAACGCGAUGAAUUAAUAGCCCUGCAAACAAAUUUGGAGGAACUCUUGGCUCUGACCAGAGGCAGUGAGCCUGAAGCUACCAGCAACACAAAGACACCUGAGACAUCCGAUAAUAUAGACGAUGAACUACAACGUUUUCAAAGUGAACUAAUUGACCUGGAGCACCAGCAAGCUGAUCCCGGCGAGGAUCAACAACGGCUGGAAGAACUACGCACCAAAUAUAAUGGUCUAUUGGGGGAAAAGUGCUCCGCACCCCAUGAGCAUAGCUGGGGUGCUCUCAGCUAUCACAAUGCACUUAUAUGUGGGGUAGAUGAUGAAUUGAUAGUGGAUAAAAAUGGUAUUUUGGACGUGCGACUGCGCGUUCUCUUCACAAAUCCAACUCACCGCGAGAUGUUGCCCUGUAACUAUUUUUUGGAGGGCGAAUGUAGAUUUGACGAAGUGCGAUGUCGUUACUCGCACGGGGCUCUGGUACCAGGAGCAUCCAUUAAGGAUUACAAUGCUCCCGACUUUCAUAGACUUGCACGCAAUUGUCCAGUUUUGGCCAAGCUGCAAGAUCGACUGUGGCACCGUGGUCGGGUGCUAUGCGUCAAUUUUGUGGAGCAGCAAUGUCGUGUGCGUCUGGAUGGCCAGGAGCACAAGGAGCGUGAGCGAGACUUUCCAUUUGAGGAACUUUUUCCUCUGGUCACUGCCGAAGAUGACGACCUGACUAGCGACAGUGAAGAGUCUAAUGAAACUGAUGGAAACGAUGCGGGGAAUGAUUCCGACAUGGACGACUUCGAAGCGGCGCGUCAAGCACGCAUGGUAGAGCUGAGCCUCUUCACGUUCAAGCCCACCGAGAGAUUGGGUGCCUGGGAGCAGUAUACACGAGGCAUAGGCUCCAAACUGAUGGCCAAUAUGGGUUACAUACACGGCACAGGCCUGGGCUCGGAUGGUCGGGGUAUUGUCACGCCCGUUAGCGCACAGAUACUGCCACAGGGCCGCUCGCUCGACGCUUGCAUGGAGCUGCGUGAGGCAGCCAACGGCGACAAGGACUACUUCAGUGUGGAGCGUAAACUGAAACGCGCUCAACGUCGCCAGGAAGCUGCGAAUGAAAAGGCCUACGAACGUGCAGCGAAACGUGCCGAUGUGUUUGCCUUUCUUAAUACCAGCGUGCUGGGCCAGGGCAGCCAGCAGACCGAGAAUGCAAACAAGAAAACAAAGCCGAACAAUCUGCAGCAACACUCAAAUAAAACGCUCAAUGUGGAGACGGUGCGAGUUGCAGACGAUAUACGCAGAAAGCAGCGUGACAUUGCCAAAGUGCAGCAGUCGUUGGCACGCAAUGCAACGGAUGCGCAGCUGCAGAAGCGAUUGAAUGUGCAGCUCCAGGCACAGAAGCAAGAGCUGGCUACGCUGCAAGCGCAGGAGAUAACUUUAUGCAAGGAGCAGCAGACGCGAAAGAGCAAGAAUAAAAUGUUCGAGUUCUAGUUUGGAAAUCAACUUAAAUUACUUUU
Messenger RNA from Drosophila arizonae, 1570 nucleotides. RefSeq names its product zinc finger CCCH-type with G patch domain-containing protein. Gene Ontology annotation, cellular component: nucleus. Gene Ontology annotation, biological process: negative regulation of transcription by RNA polymerase II. NCBI's taxonomy places the organism in Eukaryota, Metazoa, Arthropoda, Insecta, Diptera, Drosophilidae. The record is from RefSeq and is a predicted model, not a curated record. Gene Ontology annotation, molecular function: RNA polymerase II cis-regulatory region sequence-specific DNA binding; metal ion binding; DNA-binding transcription repressor activity, RNA polymerase II-specific.